AUGUGCUCUUCUCUCUGGCUGAGCUUAAACUCUUUGGCUGGAUAUAUCGGGUCAUGCCUUUCCAUUUCCUGUAACUUUAUAGUUUUACUGUUAAUCAGCGAGAUGCCUAAAAAGGUAUUUGGGAGCUAUAAAUAUCUCAUGUUCACUUUUUCAACUGUCGGAAUAAUGUUUUCUUGCAGUGAUUUAAUAUUAAAGCCGAAUAUGCACGUCACGAACACCUCUUUCAUAUUGUUCACGCUUCUUGAACACUCUGGAUUUUCAAAGCCUUCGGGGCUGCUAUUUUUAUCGUUUUCCGAUGCAUUCUAUAGGAUGAUCAUAACUUUGCUAGCAAUUCAUUUUCUAUACCGAUACUUAUCGGUGGUUCGUCCCUUCAAUAUGUUCAUAUUUUCCAUGAAAUUCGCCCCUUUGUGGAUUCUGGUUUUGGUUUUCAAUUUCUCUAUGUGGACAUUUUGCUUUUACUAUUUAAAUGGACCCUCUGAAAUGAAAGAUGAAGAAGUGAUUCCUGAGUUUUUGGAUGUUUACUGUCUUCACCCAAAUGAGUACACCUACACAGGACCUCACUAUUAUUACACAGACAAUUCAACUGGAAAAUGGAAAUUUCAUAAUCCCUCCUUCGUUGCUGAAGGCUACACGGGCGGUAAUGUAGCUUUAACCAUAAUUUCCGUAGCAUACUUUGGCUAUCAAACCUACCAACAUCUUUAUAAGCUUGGAACAAUGACAAGUGUGAACUAUCGGGAGGUUCAUUAUCAGCUAUUCAAGACAUUACUAAUUCAAACAAUAUUUCCAAGUUUACUUGUGUUCUUCCCGGCUGCCUGUUUAAUAUUAUUCCCUGCUUUUGGAGUCGGAAUCGGAGAAAAUGCAAAUUUAUUGAUGAUAUCAUUUUCAAUGUACCCAUGUUUCGAACCGCUUGUUGCAGUGUGUUGUAUUAAAAGUUUCCGGAAACGAAUACUAGGUGGGUUCUUCGGUAAAAACCAACAUAAAUGGAGUUUUUCAGGCAUUUUUCGAUGUUUGACUGUCAGAAAGAGCUCUCAAAUUUCAAAUUUAUCUACGGUGGUGGUUACCGGGAAAGUAACAUGUGCAUAA
Messenger RNA from Caenorhabditis elegans, 1083 nucleotides. It is a transcript of the gene str-108, whose product is annotated as Seven TM Receptor. The record is from RefSeq and is marked reviewed. The coding region runs from base 1 to 1083 and encodes 360 amino acids. The transcript is spliced from 3 exons. NCBI's taxonomy places the organism in Eukaryota, Metazoa, Nematoda, Chromadorea, Rhabditida, Rhabditidae. Gene Ontology annotation, biological process: detection of chemical stimulus involved in sensory perception of smell.